AUGAGCUGGCUCAACUGGCUGGGCUUCGAAGGCCGCUCCUCCUCCGCCGACUCGUCUUCUUUCUCGUCCAUCGCCCAGGGCCCCGACGGCGAGGCGCCGGCGGCCGGUCAGCAGUUCGCACAAUUCGGGGCGGGCUGCUUCUGGGGUGUCGAAUUGGCCUUCCAGAGGGUUCCGGGUGUCACCAAGACCGAGGUCGGGUACUCCCAGGGCUAUCUGCACAACCCAACGUACGAGGACGUGUGCUCGGGCACCACGAAACACUCGGAGGUGGUUCGGGUGCAGUACGACCCGAAAGAUUGCGGUUUUGAUGCCCUGCUUGAUGUUUUCUGGGCGAGGCACGACCCGACGACUCUUAAUCGCCAGGGCAAUGACGUUGGGACUCAGUACAGAUCCGGAAUAUACUUCUACACCAUAGAACAAGAGAAAGCAGCAAUCGAGUCCAAGGAGAGGCAGCAAAAAGUGUUGAACAAAAACGUUAUGACCGAGAUUCUGCCCGCCAAGAAAUUCUACAGAGCGGAAGAGUAUCACCAACAAUACCUUGCAAAGGGAGGCCGAUUUGGUUCCAGGCAGUCAACUGAGAAAGGCUGCAAUGACCCAAUUCGUUGCUAUGGCUGA
This is a messenger RNA of Striga hermonthica, 615 nucleotides long. The record is from the annotation of a GenBank genome assembly. NCBI's taxonomy places the organism in Eukaryota, Viridiplantae, Streptophyta, Magnoliopsida, Lamiales, Orobanchaceae.